GCUGUAUCUGCAAUCCCAGGCCCAACCUGCCAAAGGGCAAAAACUGUCUAAACUUGGUCUCCGUCACUCUGCCUCUCCAGCCUUUUCCUCUCCUGUAGCAUUAAAGACCAACAUUAGAAAAUAUUUGGACUUUUUGAUAAAAGAAACAAAGUUCUAAUUUACAAAGAAGAGUCUUGGCUUAAGAGUUUUUCCCACUGGAAGACGUGGUAGGAUUAAAUCGUUCAGAGGAAAUCCCAGUGUUGUGUCUUCAUGGAAACAUAAUCUGCUGAAGGAUUUCCUUUUCACAAGGAUUUUAAUCCUGCAAGUAUGACAGAAGCAGCUGAAGCUCGAUCGUCAGUGACAACCACCAUGGUCAUUGACGGGAAGGCCGGAGACUCCGGCUCAACGACUCUCCGGUCGUCGAAGAAAGCGUUCACAGACGACCUGUACUCUACGUUCAGCUCCCCUCUGGCCUGGAUCCUGGUUCUGGCCCUAAUCAUCACCUGGACAUGCGUGUUCAUUAUCAUGUUUGAUGUGGCCGACUAUAAGACCAUUGCAGAUCGGCCUCCUGCUGGGAUCAGGAAGGUUUUAAAGAGUUCAGGGCGCAGAGGAGGCCUCAGUAAGUUCGGUUCAGAUCCUGUCAAGGUGGUGAACGAUGCUGUGGACGAAUCAACAAACAUUAUUAGCGCCAUGUUCAGUUUCGCUGCGAACCUCAUUGCUCCAGACGAAGAAGAAGGAAUGCUGUAUGCAGUGAGGAAAAAAGGAGAAUUUUUACCGGCAAGAAGUAAAGUUAUAGGAAUGCAAGUUCAGACAAAAUUAGAAAAGGCAGAAGAAGCAGCAAAGGAAGAGGAAGAAGAGGCCUCUGAGGGGGAGGAAGAGGAGGAAGAAGAGGAUGAAGAGGCCUCUGAGGACCAGGAGUAUGAAGAUGAAAUAGAGGAGGAAGAGGAGGAGUAUGAUGAAGGGGAAUAUGAAGAGGAUUAUGAUGAGGAGGAGUAUGAAUAUGAGGAGGAUGAAGAGUUAGCUGAAGAUGAGGAAGCAGAAGAAGAGGAAGAGGAGGAAGAAGCAGAUGAGGAAGAGGAAGAAGUAAGCACUGAAGAAGUUGAAGAAGAAGAGGAGGAGGAAGAAGAGUUAGCAGAAGAUGAGGAAGCAGAAGAAGAAGGUGAGAAAGAGGAAGAAGAAGCACUAGAAUCUGAAGAAGUUGAGGAAGAGGAGCUGGAAGGAGACGUCCAAGAGAAGGAGGAGGAAAAGGAGGAGGAAGGAGAGGAAGAGGAGGAUGAAGGAGCUGAACUGGAGGAAGUUGGAGAACCUGAAGAGAAUGAAGAUGAUGAAGCUCCUCCAUCUGCUGCAGUAGAGGCUGAGAAUGAUGAAGAGGAGGCAGGAGAAGAAGAUGAAAAAGAAGUGAAGGCAGAAGCUGCAGCUGCUGAUGAAGAGGAGGAUGAAGAAGAAGCUGCAGCUGCUGAUGAAGAGGAGGAUGAAGAAGAAGCUGCAGCUGCUGAUGAAGAGGAGGCUGCAGUUGCUGAUGAAGAGGAGGCUGAAGAAGAAGCUGCAGCUGCUGAUGAAGAGGAGGAUGAAGAGGAAGCUGCUGAUGAAGAAGCUGCAGCUGUUGAUGAAGAGGAGGAUGAAGAAGCUGCUGAUGAAGAAGCUGCAGCUGUUGAUGAAGAGGAGGAUGAAGAAGAAGCUGCUGAUGAAGAAGCUGCAGCUGUUGAUGAAGAGGAGGAUGAAGAGGAAGCUGCUGAUGAAGAAGCUGUAGCUGUUGAUGAAGAGGAGGCUGCAGCUGCUGAUGAAGAGGAGGAUGAAGAAGAAGCUGCUGAUGAAGAAGCUGCAGCUGCUGAUGAAGAGGAGGAUGAAGAAGAAGCUGCAGCUGUUGAUGAAGAGGAGGAUGAAGAAGAAGCUGCUGAUGAAGAAGCUGCAGCUGUUGAUGAAGAGGAGGAUGAAGAAGAAGCUGCAGCUGAUGAUGAAGAGGAGGAUGAAGAGGAAGCUGCUGAUGAAGAAGCUGCAGCUGUUGAUGAAGAGGAGGAUGAAGAAGAAGCUGCUGAUGAAGAAGCUGCAGCUGUUGAUGAAGAGGAGGAUGAAGAAAAAGCUGCAGCUGCUGAUGAAGAGGAGGAUGAAGAAGAAGCUGCAGCUGCUGAUGAAGAGGAGGAUGAAGAAGAAGCUGUAGCUGCUGAUGAAGAGGAGGAGGCCUCUGAUGAAGCUGCUGAUGAAGAGGAGGAGGCCUCUGAUGAAGCUGCUGAUGAAGAGGAGGAGGCGUCUCCUGAUUCCGACGUUCCCGUUGUCGUCAUAGACAGCGAUGAAGACACGCCGCUGCUUGAUGAUGAUGAUGUUAAAGAUGAAGAACAUGAGGAUGACAGCAGUGACGAUGCGUUUGUGGAUUCCUCAGAAAUCAGUGACUCGGCACUUCUGUCCAGUGAGGAAGAUGAUGAAGAUGACCUACUAGCAGCGACGUCAGACAGUGAUGAUGUCAUCGCAGAGGACACUGAGGAAGACUUGGAUUUAGAUCUUCCUCACAUAGCACUUUCUAGUGACGAAGAUCUUAAAGAUGAGGAAGAUCUUCCUCCUCUACCACCUGUCGAUGAUGAUGAUGAUGAUGACAUAAAGGCUUCUGAGGAAGAUGAAGAUGAUCUGGACCAAUCAGACGACGUCUCUGUGGCUUCCUCUGAACUGUUCGCAGAUGAUGAAGAUGAAGGUAAAGAUGAAGACCUUGAUAAGGACGACCUCAUUGACCUUGAGGUUGAUGAAGAUGAAGAUCUUGUCAAACCUUUACAGGAGGAAGAAAUAGAAGUAGCAGAGGAAGAGGAAGAGGAAGAGGAAGAAGAAGAGGUGGACGUUCUUCCUUUAGUCAGCUCAGACAGUGGAGUGUUGGGUGACGAAGAUGACAACGACGACGAUGAUGAAGAUCUUGAUGAAGAUCUUGAUGAGGACUCUCUGAGCGAUGAUGAAGAUGAAACGGAGGAAGACGAUGUUGAGACGAGCUUCGAUGAUGAAGAGGAGAAAGAAGUGAUAGAAACAUUGGUUGGCACCGAGGAAGACAUUGAUGAAGCCGAGGAUGACGAAGGUGAGGAUGAAGAUGAGGAAGAUGAAGACGAGGAAGACGAAGACGAGGAAGACGAUGAUGGGCUCGAUGACGUCCUGUUGUCAGCCGCCAUUGCAGCAGCGACCACUGGCCAGGAGGAGGCAGCAAAGACUGCUGUAGAUGAUGAUGAGGCUGGAGAUGAUGAAGACAAGGUGGAGGAAGAUGAAACAGAAGAAGCUGAGACCAGCCAGCCUGCUGCUCCUGAGGAGGAAGAUGAAGAAGAAUCUGUUUCUAAGCCUCAGAAAUCCAUCGACAAAUCCGAAGAUAAGGAAGAGGAGUACGAUGAGGACGGCGAUGAAGAAAAGGCCUCAGUGGACGUGAUCAAACCUGUGGCUGAGCCAGAGGAGGAACCAGCAGAGUGUCCCUGCCUACAUUCUGCAAAAACAAAAGAGAGAGUUACCAAGACUGCAGACAAAAGAGAUGCUCCCAGAAGGGUGUCGGCUGUGCGAAGGAAAAAAGAACAGGAAGCUGUGAAGAAGACAGAUGAAAAGCCAAGACGACAAGCUCUUCCUAGAUUUCCAGCUCUGGAGCCAAAAGCCCGGAGAAUCCGAAGAUUAGCUCCUCUUUUGAAAGCUAAGAUAAAACAAAAGAGCAAGAUGUCAAAAAAAGUGAUGGAGACCAAGCAACAAGAAGAGACCACAGAGUCUGCACAGGAAGUCAGUCCCUGCAGACCUGCUCCAGUUUAUUGCCCGGCCCCCCCAGGAUGGUACGUUCAUCACAUCGUCACAGACAAUCCGUACCCUCCUCCAACCAUGUCAGCUCCCUCUGCUCCGAUUGUGACCGUUCACCCUCCAGCUCCUCCAUCACAGCCUCUGUAUCAGCAGGCUCCUCCUCCACUAAUGCAGCCGCUCUAUGCUCUCCAUCAGCCAUAUCAGCCACCAGUGCAACCUGUAAUGCCACCUCCUGCAGAACCUUCUCCACCAGUACAACCAGAACAGCCAGAGGCUCCACAACCUGAGCCACCGGUGGAGCCUGAGGCACCGACUCCAGCUGCUGAAGCUCCGCUGGCAGAAGCUGAAGACCAGGAACCAGAGAAAGUUGUGAGAAAAGCUCCCUCAGUGAAGAAAGCUGCAAAGAAAAAAACUAAGGUUGCUGAUUCAGUAAAAGAUAAAGCUCCAAAAAAAGAGAAAACCAAACUUUCUGCUGAGGCUAAAAAAGAGAAGUUUCCAAAGGAGAAAUCCAAACUUCCAGCUGAAGCUAAAAAAGAGAGGCCCACAAAGGUGAAAUCAAAACUUCCAACUGAAGCUAAAAAAGAGAGGCCUGCAAGAGAGAAAACCAAAUCAAGCAAAGAGCCUGCAGCUGUACAACAGAAGAGGAAAUCAGUGUCUAAGAGGACAGCGCUGGCUGUCAAGAGCAAAGUCAAAGCAUCCAAAGAUAAGAAAGAACCAGAAUCACGUCCACAGCCUCUGAGACUGAGGACGAGGCUGGAAGCUGACAGGAGGACAAACGUGACCGCUAGAGCUGAGCCAAAGAAACCAAUCAGAGUUUCCUUUAAAUCAGAAAAAGCUGCAAAGGCUGAAAAGAAAGCAGCCAAAGAAGCUGAAGAUAAAGUCAAACAGCCACCGAAAACUCAGGAGCCUGAGACUGAAGACAAUGUUACAGAGAAGAUAGAAAAGAAGAAACAGAGUCAGAAAUUCUUCCAGUGCAUCUAUUUCCCAGGAAAACACGCUUACUAUCCUUUACGACCUUUCACCCCGGCCAUGUCUCCCGCCAUGUUGUCCCCUGCUGUGCGGUCCAUGCUGGAGAAGCAGAGAGCAGCCAGAGCAGCGGGCCACUGACCUGACUGACGGACAGAUCUCCAACUCUGUGACUUCCUCUGUCUGCGAUUCAGACACAGGCAAGAAAACAGAUAGAUUUUAUUUCAAGUUACUGAUUUAUUCAGUGGUUGAGCUGCUGGGGACGCUUCUGAAAUGCUCCCACUCUUUUGCACCCACAGUUAUACUUUUACUGCAAUCCAUUGUGACUAAGUUUAAGACUUUCUUUGCAGAUACAAAAUAAAUUUCCAAUCAGUCCUUUUGUUUUUUUUUAUAUAAUUUUAACCACAAGGAAUUUCAAAGCUGACAGUUUUUACCUUUUUGUGCUCCAUUACUAAAUGUCACAGCAGUGACCUGCACUGCCCCUGUUCAUCACAGAUCACCUGUGGGUGCAAGAGAUUAGCAUGCUAACAGUGAAGACUCCAAACCCAGAGGCUCCCACUUUCAUCCCAGCAGCAUGCCCGUCUCCAAACAUCCGGCAGUAAAAUGCAGCUGCAUGGUAAUAAAAACUGAGAGGCUCUCUAUCAGAGAACAGGAAGUUGUCCUGGUUUAACCUUUAAAUAUUUAAAUCACAGGCAUUUCUCCUUUUAUAUAGUUUAAAUCCCAGAAAACAAGCCAAUUCCUUCCUUUUUUAUGCUAUCAAGUAAGACCCAACUGCGACGCAAAAGUUUGGUUUUACAAACAAAGGCACAUAUAAAAACAAAAAUUAAAGAGUAUAUUAAAGACAAAAACUAAACUAGAAAAACAAAAGUGUUGUACAUUACUGUACAAAACAAAUUAUAGCAAAAAUGAAAAGUAGUGCAAUUUAAAUAUGUGGAAUUAGAACUGGGUAAUGAGGAGAUUUCUGCUUAACAGUGCGUGUCAAAAUAAACUUUAAUAUCAAGAAAAUGGGUAGUUAUUUAUAUAUGUUAUCAGUAAAAUUGGAGAUGAAGAAUUAAAUGUACAUAACUAUGUUCAUCAUGAAUACUUUAGUUAAAAUAUAACCUUGAAAUAGUUAUAUUUCUAUUAUGCAUCAAAAAUACACUUAAUUAUUUUGUAAAAUCCAUAUUUUAUUACCUCAAUGUUUUUAUUAAAUUGUGGCACCUUCAGGCCUCCGUAGCUUAGAGUGGAGAAGCUGCAGGAGUUUUAACGUGAGGCGUUUGGGGACGGGGAAACUGCAGGACAACUUAGACGUGACCAACUGAAGCGACACAGUGAAUGAAUGUAGUUUUCUUAGCCUGUGAACCGGGCCUGAUACGCUGUCGUUGUUUUACCUCGAUUCUUCUCGGUUCUGGUGACGCGACUCAGCAACAAGUUCACCGUUAUGGUUUUAUGACUUACUGAGCGCCGCCAGACAUUUCCUUCUGUUGUCUUAUUGAAUAGAAAACUAUGCUACUGUAAAGGAACCAAAAGGGAGUCUCUCCUCCCACGAUGUUUCACUCCUCAUGGUUCUGUGCACAUGAUUAUCAUCAACAAAUGUUGAAGUUAAAUAGUUUAUUUAUGUGACAGAAUAGUCCAGGGUACUGCUGCAAAGGGACUAAAUAAAGCAGUUUGACAUGUGAGACUGAAGUGCGGCGAAGCUGUGCCAAAUUAUGCGCUAGCUGAUCUUUUUGAAAUGUCAACAAUAUGAACAAAGUGGAGAAAACUAUUAAAAUACAGAGUUUAGUUUUGUAAACCUGCAGAGAAUUUAUGUCAUCUAAAACAGUGGAUCUCCGACAAUUUAGAGUUUUCUGAGAAACUCCAAACUAUUCACAGAAAAUUCACAGAUUCAAGAAUUUAUUUCUUUCUGCAUUUCUAACAUAUUUGAAAGAAAAUGCAGGUUGGGAAGCUGAAAUAUUUUGGCACAAUUCUACUGGUCGUUCACAAAGCAGCCGAUCCAGAGACGUGCCGUUUAAUUUUCUUGGCAUGACUGGCUGACCGGAGAUAAAGGAAACUGGAUAAAUGCUAAGACAUUUUCCUCUGUGCAUAUUAAUAAGUAUUAAAGUGUGUUUGGUGUUUGAACAAUGAAAAAUAUGCAGUUAUAGGAGUAAUAAGAGGGGGCUCAAGUGAUUUUGCUGCUUGUUUGUGACUUUGGUCCCUAACCCAUAAAUACCAGAGAUCCACUGCAGAAUUACCAAAACCUCUACAGUGAGAUUCUUGGACAAUGUGGACAUUUUUGACAAGUUUUCCAAAGCAGCAGUUCUUUCUUAUUUUUGAGAUUGACAGUUAGCAGUUUGCUUAAACUUCCUCAGAAAGUCAGACAGUUGGAGUGGGAAGUAUUAUUUUAUGUAUGCUGAACAUCUUGUUUUGGUUCGCCUUGAUGCAUUUAACCCUCAGGUUUGUCGAAAACUUUUGAGUCCAAAUCUAAAAUGGGUUCAAGGAAACUCUGGUCUCAGUUCUUUACAGGACUUGCCCGACUACAGUGAAUGCGUUUGCCGCUGUGGCCUUAAAUCACACCUGGAAGCCAGGUGUCAACCUUCUUGCUUGUUGUAAAUGUUGUGUUUGCAGCUUAUAUUUGUGUUAUUUACAUUAACACACAGUAUUUAUAUUGUACAGCUGCAGAUAUGUUGUAUUUUUAUUUAAUUAUUACCGUAGAUUUACUGUCAGCGAUGGAAGGACAGACAUCAGUGCAAUCUGAUGUAAACUUAGUUGAAGCUUGAAAAUAUUACAGGUUUUAAAUUCAUAUUUGAUUUUGUUAAGGUGAGUUGACUUUUUAUGCAUGUUGAUACAUUUUAUCACAAUACUUUGCCUUCACGUUUUUGUUUUAUUCUUUUUAUUUCGUUGUUAGUUCUUCAUCUGCAGAGGAAUGAGCAUUUAUUGAUCUUAAACCUCAGACAAAAAAUGUUUGUUGGCAUUUUUCCAACUGCGAGCCGAAAAAAAGCAGUAAGAAAUGAUGUAAGAAAUGGUGUUUAGCUGUAAAAUGUCGUAAAUAUGUAUUCCAUUUUAAUUUUGAGCAUUAAUGUUUUAUUGCUACCAUUAACUUUGGUGCUUUUUCUCAUCACUUGACCAAGUAAGCAGGUUAAAAUUAAAGGUGAGCAGCUUCACAUUUCACUGGUUUGUUUUAGAAAAUCACAUCCAGGCUUCAGAAAAUAACAGAUAUAAAGUGAAAUGGAGCCACAUUCAAACAGUGGAAGACAUUAUAGAAGUGUAUUUUCCUUUAAAGUAACAUUUUUCUCAAAAACAGAUAAGAAGUUACAUGUGUUUCAUAAAAAUGAUGUUUAGGUUUGAGACCAUCUUGGAGCUUUAAUGUUUUCAGUAUAUUUGCAGUUUUUGUUCAUUUCUGUUGUUGCUGUCUGACUGGCUGCAUUAAUUUAUACUUGUAUAUAUUUUUCUCAAAAUAAGGUGUGUUUUUUAAAUUCAGGCACCAGAGACAAAUAAUUUGGUAACAAUGACACUUGAUUCAUAUUUAAGUUUUUAUUUAAAGUCUCUUUUGAAACUUUAACACUUUAGAUUUAAACUCUGCUCUUUUUUUCCCUUCAUUUUUAUUUUACAACAACAAAGCCUACUUAGAAAGUUUGAAAAUAACUUUGCCUUAAAGCCAGUAAUGAUAAAUUUUAUAUUUUCAGCAAUAAACUAGUGAGAUUAUUUUCAUGAGUGGUUAUUUUACUCAAAUUGUGUUUCAAAUAAACAGAAUUAAAGUUCUUUGAUUUUGUUUUCUCAGAAGGAUUUGAUGUUUGUUAUUUUUUAUGUUUUAUGCAUGAAAGUAUCUUUUGAAAAAUAUACAUUGGUGCAAAUAUUCACUGAUCUGACUUUUGUGUGUAAAAACAAAAGCAACAAAACCUUCAGAAGCAACAGACGGACAUUUACAGAUCAAAGUGUCGGCUGUGAGUAAAAUGUUGAAACAUUCACUACAAAAUGAGUUUUUGUGUUAUAAUGUGAAUAAAUAUUUAAAGUUA
Molecule: messenger RNA, 8657 nt
Organism: Poeciliopsis prolifica (blackstripe livebearer)
Lineage: Eukaryota; Metazoa; Chordata; Actinopteri; Cyprinodontiformes; Poeciliidae
Product: probable serine/threonine-protein kinase kinX
Exons: 31
Coding region: 307-4827 (1506 amino acids)
Cellular component (GO): membrane; sarcoplasmic reticulum
Molecular function (GO): signaling receptor binding
Source: RefSeq, a predicted model, not a curated record